AUGCCGCUUGCGCUGAUACUCCUCAUCACAGCAGUAUCAGCCGAGGAGAGUCCGCCGGGGCUGGUCAGCAAGGACACCGAACAGGAUCUGGUUGCUGAAGCGACACAAUCAGGAGCUCAGGCACAAAAGAGAGAAGCUGGCCUAUCUAACUCCUACGGAGAACCGCUGCCACCAGACGCGUACGGACCCCCGUCAAACAUACCUAGUGCGCCAGAACUUCCUGUACCUGUAUACGGUGUACCUGAAGCACCAGGUUUCCUAGAUACCCCCCCAGGCGCGUAUGGACCACCAUCCCCCGUAAUAUUCCCUAACCAAAACUACGAAGGUCCACCUCCUCCUAUUGGCAAACCUAAACCUGUAUACGGCCCACCAAAAUUCCAUUUUCCAUCCAAACCAAAACAAACAUAUGGUCCACCAAAACCAAUAUAUGGUCCACCAAAAAAAAAUUAUGGUCCACCCAAGCAAUCUCUUCCAAAGCCGACUUAUGGGGUCCCGUUUAAAAUAUCAAAAAUACCGCCAAAACCAGUUUAUGGCGUUCCAAAACCAGUUUAUGGCGCACCCAAGCCUGUAUAUGGGCCACCAAAAGCCACAUAUGGACCACCACAAGUAAAUAUUCAAAAUAUUCAGUUACCUGAAAUACCGAUUUCAUUCCCCCAAAAUUUCGGAUCAUUUGGUAAUAUUGGUACAGGCUUUAGCACAAUUAGUACUGGUUCCAACUUUGGCACAUUAGAAACCAGUGUUGGUACAAGUAUAGGAACCAAUCUUGACUUAGGGUUAAACCUACCCGCUCCUAUAUACGGAACCCCGAUUUCUAGUUUACCUGUAAACUUAAAACCAAAUUUCCCUGUACCGUCUGACACUUAUGGUCCACCCGGUCUGCCUCUAGGACCGAUUGGACCUAAUGAUCAAGUUGUGGUCCAAGAUGUUGGUAGUAUAGGUCAUUACGGACCUCCUCAACCAGAUCCUAACCCUCGUCCACCCCAUCCCGGUAUCCCGGCCCCUCCAACCCCACCACACGUGUUAUACGACGGCUGGAAACCAAUUCCUGGAAUAUCAAAACCCUUGAUUGAAAACAUUGACAAUGUCCACACAAUUCAGAGUAUUCAAAAUAUCGGAAAUAAUGGACACAUUGAAACAUUAGAUCAAUAUGGACCACCUCCUCCUAUAGUCCAAGAAGUUAGCAUUAAUCUAGAUGGGCAUUCGUUACCAAAUUUCAACCAACAACAGCAAUUUUCUGGUGCUCAAAUAACAACUGGAUAUUCAUCGGUCCACCAAGACGCUCUUGCCGAUAUUGACUUAAGUGCCAUUGUCGGAGGUGAAUCAAAUCAUAUUGACCAAUCCAAAACCGUAUUUGAAGCACAUUAUACAGAAAAUAAUAAUCCUCAAAAUAAUUUAGCCUUCAUAGCUAAUAUUCCUGAUAAACCCAUAGAUUCUUAUGGCGCACCUCCUUUGGAAUCUCUAUCAAAUGGCCCAUAUCCACCUUCAAUUAGACAGCAAGGUGCUAAAGGGUUGAGUCCACCCUCUCCCAUAUAUGGAUUACCGAUACCUAGCAAUCAAUAUGGUGGCCCAAAACUGCCAACAAACUUACCGAUUCCAUACGGAUCUGUAUCCGGGGGCGGCUAUUCCAUUCAUAAUGGGGGUCACACACCAAGACAUCCCAUAAAAUUCAGAGAAUCCGUACCAGAAGGACUUAUUCAGCAAAUAGGUCAAAUAUCUCAUCAUAAAGAUUUCCAUGGUUUAGAUCACAUCAAACAGGGUCCGGCAUAUUUGCCUCCACCGAUUAGAGAAGUCAAAGAUAUGAAUCAACAUUCAUCACAGCACGGAAACCAAGGCUUCGAUAGCCUAUCAUUAUCCAUCGAGCCUACGAAUUUGUAUAGCUUACCGCAUAGUGGACAGCCCAUAAACUUCCAACUUGGUCAAAAUCAACCUAGCAAUUUAUAUGGAUCACCCAUAGACUCAUAUUCCUCGCCUCUCUUAACUGUUGGAGAUCACACAGCUUCUGGCUCUAGUAGCAAUGCCGUUGCUGCAACACUUGACGGAACUAUUUUGGCAAAUUUAAGUAACUUGGAAGUGGCAGCCAUUUUGAAACAUUGUCCCUAUCAUGAAGCUAUAUUAAAAGCGGCUAGGUCGGGAGAGAAAAUACCAUCAGAAUUGGCAUCAAGCUAUGUCGCCAGUCUGAGUUCUUUAGGAUCAGCUUUCCAUAAAAAUCGCCAAGAAUUUACGUCGCAAAAUGAUUUCAACACGAAAGAUCAAUCAAUUGCAUCUCAAACUUUAGUACAGACAAUUCUACCAAAUCAAUUAGAAGGUGAAAAAUCAGUCAAAUCAAGCGCCCAAAAAGGGAAAUCAUUAAAUACAAAAGAUUUAUAUAAAUCAAACUCCCUACAACUCGUGUCAGAUCAGAUAUAUGAGACGUCUGAAAAGAUUAAGAAUUUAAGCGAAGAAGCUAAACAGUUGCAACAGAAAAUUGUGACAGCGAAUCAACAUUUAAAUAAAAAUGGUCAAACUUUCUUUCAAUCUGAAAUACCUUUAAAGGGUAAUCAAGCGACAUAUUCUUUGCAAAUCCAAUCAGCCAACGACGGUAAAGAAAAUCCGUCGAUACCACACGAACAAUUGUUGUCUGAGGGACUCUUACAAAGUAUACUACAGGCUAUCGAACAACCAGCAAACCUAGGGAAGACCAGCGAAAUCUAUCAAUCGAAUGGCCAAAGCCAAAUCAAAAAUAGCGACGUCUAUCAAUCGAAUGGGCAAAACCAAAUCAAAAACAGCGACGUCUAUCAAUCGAAUGGCCAAAAUCAAAUCAAAAAUAGCGACGUCUAUCUAUCGAAUGGGCAAAAUCAAUUAAAAAAUAACGACAUCUAUCAAUUGAAUGGCCAAAACCAAAUCAAAAAUAGCAACACCUAUCAAUCAAACGUUCAAAAUCAGUUUAAAUCCAGCGAAUAUCAAACAAGCAAUCAAAACUUAAACUACCAGUCGUUCUAUACAGACGGAUUGGUCCUUCCAGCCGGAUACGAACCAAUCGACAGAUCAAAAAACGACCAAACAGUCCAAAGCUCUAAUGAUUUUAAGCAAGUUUCGAAAAAGGCAAUAAAUCAUAAACACAGCUUUCAUAGCGACUGCGAUUUGAGAGCAGAUAACUCGGUAACUCACACGAUAGUGGUGCCUCCGCCAAAUGUCGACAAAAUACAAGCAGUAGAUGAAGUCGAAGACAACGAUGUAGCAAUUUACUUUGGUCAAAACAAAGAUAAAGAUGAAACUGUAACAGAAAUUUCAGUAGCAACCAGUAUAAGUGAAGACACAGACCACAAAACACCGGAAUUCGGUGACAAAAUAAAAAAGACG
This is a messenger RNA of Brenthis ino (lesser marbled fritillary), 3339 nucleotides long. NCBI's taxonomy places the organism in Eukaryota, Metazoa, Arthropoda, Insecta, Lepidoptera, Nymphalidae. The record is from the annotation of a GenBank genome assembly.